GAUAAUGAUAACAAUGUACUUUUAAUCGAUUGAUAUAUUUAUUUACUUAGUCUUUGUCUUUGUGUAGUCGGUUAAUUAAUUUAUUUAUUUUUAAAUUGAUAGGUAAUAAGUGACAAGUAACGAGUAAUAAGUGAUACUAAUCUAGGAUAUCAGAUUUGAAAAAUAACUUGAGGGUAUUUUUGAAUUUGAAAAUUAAAUUUGCGCAUACAAGUUAACCUUGGAAACUAAAAUAAAUAUGAGUUAAUAAUGUGAUGAUAAUGAGUAGCGAAAUAAUAAAAAUUUAAUUAAAACAAAGCGGUGUUUUAUUUUCAAGUUUUUAAAUAAAAUAAUGAGUGAAGGCUGUCCUAAUUGUGGACAAUUAACGAAUGCUUCAUGUUCACGUUUAAUUGAAGAUACCUGUGGUCAUAAGAAAUGUCGGAUUUGUUUAUUGUAUGAAGAACAAGGUUGUAAAAUUUGCGAGAAAGAGCAAUUGGUACCGUCAAUUAUUGAUUGUCAAUAUGAUGAAAAAAUAUGUAAAAGUCCGUCAAUUAUUUUGGACAUUUCAAAUUCAAAUUCCACAAAAUUAAUAAAACGUCACACCAAUAACGAUGAUCCUGACCAGUGUGAUAAAUAUACCGACAUUACCAUCAAUAUAUCACCUGAAAGUGUUAACGCGCAAGAAGAAAAGUUAUCAAACAUCGAAGGUAAAAUACUAAAUAAUUUAAACUCAGAUUUACUGGCCAGUGAAAAAAAUUCCGAUGCCCACAUCGGGGAUAAUAAUUUUCUCAACUCCGAUACAGCGACAGUCGGGGAAACAAAAUCCAAUACCGAUAAGAAUAAAAAAUCAAAGCAAAAAAAAUUAGACCGUAGUCACAUAAUAAUAAUACCUGGUAAUCCCGAGCAGUACAAAUGCAACAUCUGCAACAAAAUAUUCCGUAACAAAAAGGGUAAAUGUUAUCACGACGUCUGCAUAACUGGAAUACGUCCCUACAAAUGUAAAAUAUGCGAUCGUACCUUUGUUAAAAAGUCACACUACGAGUACCAUGAGCGGGUUCACACGGGAUACAAACCGUUCAAGUGCAGCCUCUGCGACAAAGCAUUUCCCCAGAAAAAUAAAUUGAAUAGACAUAUGCUCACCCACAGUACAGAGAAACAAUUUGUCUGCCCAAAAUGCGACAAGAGGUACAGCAAGAAAGACAAUUUAAAAAUUCACAUGAUGGUCCACAGCGGAACGCUUCCAUACUCAUGCGACUCCUGCGGUAAAUCAUUCAGAUUACGCGCUAAUUUAAACCGUCAUAUAUUUAUCCACUCCAGCGAACGACCGUAUAAGUGUGAAUUUUGUGAAAAAAGUUUCAAAGAUAAAUCUCUUUUGUCUCGACACAGACGCACGCACUCAAAAGAAAGACCUUACUCUUGCGCCCAUUGCUCUAGAGUUUUUCUGUCUAAAAGUGAAUUGCGCAGACACUUGACCAUUCACACUGACGUAAAACCUUUUAAUUGUAAUAUUUGUAAUACCGUUUUCCGACGUAAAGAUAAUUUGAAUCGUCAUGUCCGUCAUCAUCAUUCUGAAGAUCCUUCGGCUCCCGGUGUCGCGGCGGCGGUUUCACCCAAAGAAAAAGUUAAAGUUAAAAAGAAAGCAAAUAAAAGCCGAGAGAAGGGUAAAAGUAAAAGUGUAUUGAAGAAUAAAGAAGACGAGCGUAAUGAAAUAAUAAAUAAUAUAAACACUGUGCAGAAUAUAAUAUCAAGAUGUGACGCUCGAGGUAACAUUUACCCGGUAAUUAGAGCUACAGGGGAAUUAAGUAAUGCGGUGUCUGUAAUUAAUGGCCCGAUAAGUAAAUUAAGGGCAGAGGACAAGGGUAAAAUUUUAGGGGAAAAGAAGAAAGUUUUGACUUACACGGAGCCUAUUUCCUCGGCAGAGGCGAUUGUUAUUAAUCAGAGGAUUGAAGAAAAAUUGUACAGCAUAAAUCAAAGCCCGGGUACUUGUUAUUAUCGUGAUUGUAAUUCUAGUCGUAUUAAUGACGCGUCACAUGUUGGCAUGGCCAUGGGCUUGGGUAUGUCGGUCUUGCCUCCAUUGAGACAUAAUUCACCGAUUCGCGCUGUCCCGAGAUACGAAAAGCGGCUGGAUGGUAAUUUUUCACCGCCGAAGAGUACAAGUUUUAUUGAAUUGAAAAGUACAGCCGAUUGUAAGACUAAGGGCAAGAGUGAGUGUCAUCCCGGUGAAAGGAAGAGUAAUAUUAAUGAUAGAGAAGGUGCUUUUGGGGAUGGUUUUGCUGAGAGGGCCAAUUGCGUGUCGACUAUUCAGAAAAAUGUUGGGGUUGGAGUUGAAGUUGAAGGUAACAAAGAACCCAAGGGGUUUGAAACUCACUGGAGACGCAGGACUUUGGAAAAUUUAAAGCCGCAUAUUAACUUCAACUAGACUAGAUAUUUAUUUUAAAUAAAUUUUUUUUUAAUUUUGUUAUCGAUUUAUUAAUCGGUAUUUUUAUAUAAAUUAUUUUUAACAGAAUUGAGGAGGUUCGAGCGAAAUUAGUGAGUCAAAAGUGACGGAUUUUUUUUUAAAUUAAUUUUCUGAAGAGUCACAAAAAUUAAUUAUUUUAAUUUAUAAUAACAAUUAAUUUAUAAAUUAAUAAUUAUUUUUUUUUUUUAAUGAAAUGACUUCGAUAUUUUUGACUUAUGCUUUUAUAAAAAUAUGUAAUAUCGAUAUUUAAAUUAAAGCGGGAAAUAGCAUAUUAUAUACCCAGGGAGGAAAGUAGGACAUUUUAACCCGUGUCUCUUGAGCUGUCCUCCAUUUCUGAUUUGGCUUAAAUAAUUAGAGCCUCACAGCUCAGAAAGUAGAAAAUUCAUCAGGGACUGAACAAGUGGAUAAUAGUUUGUUGGAAACCCGAAGAUAACAAGUGGAGGAAGCCCUUUACAUGGGGUAUGGGGAGAAGUUGCGUCCCACCUUAUCCAUAAGCAAUUAUGUUGACCACCGCUGGGAGACUGGUACCACGGGGGCCUUUCCAAGCCCACUUUUUAUUAUACCUCCGGUUAAUGUCCAGCUUAGUCGUCACUCGAUUAUAUUUUUCGACUAAGAGUGUCGAACAACUCUACUUACGAAGAAUUGCUAUUUUAUCGAUAGGCUAAAAUACGUAGAGUUAAACCUGAAUAAAAAAAACUGCAAGUAGAGUUGAAGCUGAGUAAAGUUGUGAGUGAGUAGAGUUGUAGCUACUGGUUCCACCAUAAUAUCUCUCCAGACGAAAUCUCCCCACGACAAAAUUUCCCCAUAAGAAAAUCUCUUCAGGACAAAAUUUCCCAAGAACAAAAUCUGUUAAACACGAUCUCUAUAAACGAGAUCUUAUACUAAUCUAUGUAAUUAUAAUGAUUUCUACACUUACGACUGGAAUUGACUGGAAUGUUUUACACAUAUAUGUAUGAGAUCAUGCCCGUGUAAAAAAAAUUUUUAUUCAUAAUGAAUUUAGAUCUGAAUUUCAUGACGAAACUCAGAUCGUCAUACAAAUAUGACAUUUAUCAUGAAUUUACUCCAACUUUUCGCCUAGUAAAUCGGUAUUAAUUAUAAAAUUAAUUAAUUACGUCUUUGAAUUGGACUUGGGAUGACUUCGAUAGAAACUUAACUGAUUUUUUUACUGAAUUAAACCUUUUGUCAAAUUUAUCGAUUCAGAAAUCACCAAUAAACUUCUUCUAUCAAGUACUUGAUUUACGUAAAUCAGUUUCGAUCGUAAAUAAAAAUUAAUUUAGUAAAUGAACUUCGGAUCACUUGGAUUUAAAUUUUACUGUCAUAAUUUUGACAUGAUUAAAGUUCUUGAUACAAAUUCAUGAUGAAAGUCAUAUUUGUGUCACGAUCUGAGUUUCGAGAUUAAAUUUACAUCUAAAUUCAUUAUGAACGAUAAUUUUUUUACACGGGUGGAAAAUUUCCAGUCCAAAUUUGACAUCAUCGUCAAUUGCAAGAACUUGACGUAAACUUACUGUGAAAUUAAUCAAAAUCACUGAACGUCAAAUUUUUGAAGUAUAGUACCCAGGUGAAAAAAUAUUAUAAUGUCAUUAUAAUACGUGUCAAAAAUAUUUAUUUUUCCGAAAUUUCCCAUCAAAAAUACCAAAAACUCUGCGUUAAGAUAAUUAGGUUUGAGCUGGAAACAGUCAAAACGAGAAAAGUCAUGAAAAAAUAUUUUGGCGCAGUGUUCCCGAAUCGUUGUACAAUUUUUUUGUGAAAUUUGAGUACACCUCCUUUGAUUUAAUCGUUUAAGUAAAGCUUAUGGAAAAAACGUCUUAGUACUGAGUUCCUGAUCCUUCAGAAAAUUUUAUUUUAAAGUUAUCAAUUGACCUUUCUCGCUAUGACUGUUUCCAGCUCAAACCUACACAGAAAAAACAGAUAUCUUGAGUCAAGAAAAUAUUUUUGAACACAAACGUUUUCGGGAACCAAGUCAAGA
Microplitis mediator is the source of this 4400-nucleotide messenger RNA. RefSeq names its product putative zinc finger protein 66. Gene Ontology annotation, molecular function: RNA polymerase II cis-regulatory region sequence-specific DNA binding; DNA-binding transcription factor activity, RNA polymerase II-specific. NCBI's taxonomy places the organism in Eukaryota, Metazoa, Arthropoda, Insecta, Hymenoptera, Braconidae. The transcript is spliced from 2 exons. The coding region runs from base 329 to 2395 and encodes 688 amino acids. The record is from RefSeq and is a predicted model, not a curated record. Gene Ontology annotation, biological process: regulation of DNA-templated transcription.